This is a messenger RNA of Spea bombifrons (plains spadefoot toad), 1682 nucleotides long. RefSeq names its product sulfotransferase 1B1-like. The transcript is spliced from 8 exons. The coding region runs from base 1 to 1032 and encodes 343 amino acids. Gene Ontology annotation, molecular function: sulfotransferase activity. Gene Ontology annotation, cellular component: cytoplasm. The record is from RefSeq and is a predicted model, not a curated record. NCBI's taxonomy places the organism in Eukaryota, Metazoa, Chordata, Amphibia, Anura, Pelobatidae. Gene Ontology annotation, biological process: sulfation.
AUGGGGCCGAUCCGCCGGCGGGUUCUGGCUUUCUAUGUUUGCUCUGGGAUUGACAGCACUUGCUAUUCAGGGGAGCAGGAAAAGCCAGAAGUGCAGCCAAAAGUUUCACAGAUGGACAAGGAUUAUAACGAGAUGCUGCUGAACAUCCCCGAUGGGGUCUUCUACCGCUUCCCCUUACGCCUGGUCCACGGGGUCCCCCUCAUGAAGCCCAUUGCUAGUAGUUGGGAGAGGAUUGAGAAUUUCCAGGCCCUUCCAGAUGACCUCCUAAUAUCGACGUAUCCCAAAGCAGGCACCACGUGGACACAGGAGAUAGUGGACUUAAUUGUGAACGAAGGAGAUGUGGAAAAAGCUAAACGUGCCCCGACUCACGUCCGCUUCCCCUUCCUGGAGAUCUGCUCCCCUCCUCCCAUCCCAUCGGGGGUGGAUAUAUUGGAAGUGACACCUCCUCCGCGCAUGAUCAAAACCCACCUGCCGUACGAACUGGUCCCAAAAUCCUUCUGGGAUCAAAACUGCAAGGUGAUCUACAUCGCUCGGAAUGCCAAAGACAACGCCGUAUCCUACUAUCACUUCGACCGAAUGAACAAAACCCAGCCCGAUCCUGGCCUAUGGGGGACGUACGCAGAGAAAUUUCUGGAAGGAAACGUGGGCUGGGGCAACUGGUUUGACCAUGUCAUCGGCUGGUGGAAAGCUAAGGAGAAGCAUCAGAUCCUGUACUUGUUCUACGAGGAUAUGAAGGAGGACCCAAAACGUGAGAUCAGGAAAAUCAUGAAGUUCAUUGGAAGGGAUCUUCCGGAGGAUGUUCUGGAGAAGAUAGUUCAGCACACCUCGUUCCAGUCCAUGAAAGAGAACCCUAUGGCCAACUACACCUCCCUGCCUUCUUCUCUGCUAGACCAUUCCUGCUCCCCUUUCAUGAGAAAAGGAGAAGUUGGCGAUUGGAUGAAUCACUUUACUGUAUCUCAGUCGGAGAAAUUUGAUGCUGAAUAUGAGAAGAAGAUGACAGGGACGGACCUUAAAUUCCGAUUCAGUAUUUAAAGUGUCUGUCCCACUGCUAGAGCAUUGAGGGCCAUUCCAUCAUUUAGGCCGACAACGCGCCCAAUGGCUGAGACGGACCUUGCAUGAUCCAGGUUGGUGUUUCUGGAAUGUGGCCUCUGUGAUCAUGGAGGUUUCCUAUCCCUUUCACCCAAAUAAACAUAAAGCGAUCUCUGAAAGACCUUUCGAGAAGAUGCAUCAAGUGACCCAAUGAAGCCAAAGACAGCUAACUCAACCAAAGGACAAAGUGGUGUCCAACUGAGCAGAACACAUGGAUGCAACCAAACCAAAUCUACCCAUAAAACGAGCUCCGUAAAGCUCCACACCAGUAAUGGUAGAAUAGUCUGGACCAAAGACGUUUCUGCUUGAUACCUCAUCAUCUAAAUAGACUUAUGGACAGGAGUCAGGGGGGGCAGCAGAUGUAAACUUAGUCCUCAUGGCCACCAACAUUGUGGGUUUCAGGAUCUCUUUACUUUGAAGUUCAAGAUAUCAGUUUCUCAGUCUUCCCAAAAGAGCCUUCAGGGCUAUUGACCGAGAUACCUGUGGCCAAGCAGGAGAUCCCACUAAGCUUUGUUUUAGGGACACUUAUGAUUGGCUUUAAAUGCGCAAAAUUUCUCAUUUGGUUCCAAUAAACUCCCUUUAUCUGCAGACCC